Molecule: messenger RNA, 7746 nt
Organism: Lagopus leucura (white-tailed ptarmigan)
Lineage: Eukaryota; Metazoa; Chordata; Aves; Galliformes; Phasianidae
Gene: ATP8A1
Product: ATPase phospholipid transporting 8A1
Exons: 37
Coding region: 29-3523 (1164 amino acids)
Biological process (GO): phospholipid translocation
Cellular component (GO): plasma membrane
Molecular function (GO): magnesium ion binding; ATP hydrolysis activity; ATPase-coupled intramembrane lipid carrier activity
Source: RefSeq, a predicted model, not a curated record
CCGUGCCGCCGCCCAACGCUCCGCGGCGAUGCCGGCGGUGCAGAAAACGGUGUCGGAGAUCCGCUCCCGCGCGGAGGGCUAUGAGAAGACAGAUGAUGUUUCAGAGAAAACUUCUCUGGCUGAUCAAGAAGAAUUGAGAACUAUAUUCAUUAAUCAGCCCCAGUUAACCAAGUUCUGUAAUAAUCAUGUCAGCACUGCAAAGUACAACAUUAUCACAUUCCUGCCAAGGUUCCUUUAUUCCCAGUUCAGAAGAGCUGCCAAUGCUUUUUUUCUUUUUAUUGCAUUACUUCAGCAAAUUCCAGAUGUAUCACCAACAGGCCGUUACACAACAUUGGUCCCUCUCUUAUUUAUUUUAGCCGUAGCAGCAGUGAAGGAGAUAAUAGAGGAUAUUAAAAGGCAUAAAGCUGAUAAUGCGGUGAACAAGAAACAAACUCAAGUGCUACGAAAUGGUGCAUGGGAGAUUGUCCACUGGGAAAAGGUAGAUGUUGGAGAUAUAGUUAUAAUAAAAGGCAAAGAGUAUAUACCUGCUGACACUGUACUGCUCUCAUCAAGUGAACCACAAGCUAUGUGCUACAUUGAAACAUCUAACUUAGAUGGUGAGACAAACUUAAAAAUUCGACAGGGUUUGCCCCUAACAUCAGAUAUAAAAGACAUAGAAAGCUUGAUGAGACUUUCAGGCAGAAUUGAAUGUGAGAGCCCAAACCGACAUCUGUAUGACUUUGUUGGAAACAUCAGACUGGAUGGGCAUGGUACUGUUCCAUUGGGAUCUGACCAGAUUCUUCUACGAGGAGCUCAGUUGAGAAAUACUCAGUGGGUUCAUGGGAUCGUUGUCUAUACAGGACAUGACACAAAACUUAUGCAGAAUUCAACAAGUCCACCUCUUAAAAUGUCUAAUGUGGAACGUAUUACCAACAUUCAGAUUUUGAUUCUUUUCUGCAUCCUUAUUGCCAUGUCUUUGAUCUGCUCUAUUGGUUCAGCUGUAUGGAAUCGGAGGCAUACUGAAAGAGAUUGGUAUCUUGAUCUAAAUUAUGGUGGAGCAAGCAACUUUGGUUUGAACUUCUUGACUUUUAUCAUUCUCUUCAAUAAUCUAAUUCCGAUCAGUUUGUUGGUUACACUUGAAGUUGUUAAAUUUAUCCAAGCAUAUUUCAUAAAUUGGGACAUAGACAUGCAUUAUGAACCUACUGACACUGCUGCAAUGGCUCGGACUUCCAAUCUCAAUGAAGAACUUGGGCAGGUCAAAUACAUAUUUUCUGACAAAACGGGUACUCUGACAUGUAACGUCAUGCAAUUUAAAAAAUGUACUGUGGCAGGAGUUGCUUAUGGCGAUUGCCCUGAACUUGAGGACUAUAGUGUUCCUUCAGAUGAUUGGCAGGGCUCACAAAAUGGAGAUGAAAAAAUGUUUAGUGACUCAUCACUACUGGAGAAUCUUCAAAAUAAUCAUCCAACUGCACCUAUAAUAUGUGAGUUUUUGACAAUGAUGGCAGUGUGUCAUACAGCUGUUCCAGAAAGAGAAGGUGAUAAGAUUAUAUAUCAAGCAGCAUCUCCAGAUGAGGGAGCAUUGGUCAGAGCAGCAAGACAUCUUCGUUUUGUAUUCACUGGAAGGACACCUGACUCAGUAAUUAUAGAAUCUUUGGGACAUGAAGAAAGAUAUGAAUUGCUAAAUGUGCUAGAAUUUACAAGUUCUAGGAAGAGAAUGUCAGUGAUAGUUCGCACGCCAACGGGAAAGUUAAGACUCUACUGCAAAGGAGCUGAUACUGUAAUUUAUGACCGCCUUGCUGAAAGUUCAAAAUACAAAGAAAUCACCUUAAAACAUUUAGAGCAGUUUGCUACAGAAGGCUUAAGAACCUUGUGUUUUGCUGUGGCUGAGAUUUCAGAAAGUGAUUAUCAAGAGUGGUUAGAUGUCUAUCACCGUGCUUCUACAGCUAUACAAAACAGAGCGCUCAAACUUGAGGAGAGCUAUGAACUAAUUGAGAAAAAUCUUCAGCUGCUUGGAGCAACAGCAAUUGAAGAUAAACUACAAGACAAAGUGCCUGAGACCAUAGAAACACUCAUGAAAGCUGACAUAAAAAUUUGGAUACUUACUGGGGACAAACAAGAAACUGCCAUUAACAUCGGUCACUCCUGUAAACUUCUGAGAAAGAACAUGGGACUGAUUGUUAUAAAUGAAGGCUCUCUUGAUGGAACAAGGGAGACACUUAGCCAUCAUUGCAGUACUCUUGGUGAUGCUUUAAGGAAGGAAAAUGAUUUUGCUCUCAUUAUUGAUGGUAAAUCUCUGAAGUAUGCUUUGACUUUUGGAGUGAGGCAAUAUUUCCUGGAUUUGGCUUUGUCAUGUAAAGCUGUUAUUUGUUGCAGGGUAUCUCCACUUCAAAAAUCUGAAGUUGUAGAUAUGGUCAAAAAGCAAGUUAAAGUAGUAACUCUAGCAAUUGGUGAUGGAGCAAAUGAUGUUAGUAUGAUACAGACAGCACAUGUUGGUGUUGGUAUUAGUGGAAAUGAAGGUCUACAGGCUGCUAAUUCUUCAGACUACUCAAUAGCUCAGUUCAAGUAUUUGAAGAAUUUGUUAUUGGUUCAUGGUGCCUGGAAUUAUAACAGAGUAGCUAAAUGCAUCUUAUAUUGCUUCUACAAGAAUAUAGUCCUUUAUAUCAUUGAGAUCUGGUUUGCUUUUGUCAAUGGCUUUUCUGGACAAAUUCUCUUUGAAAGAUGGUGUAUAGGCCUUUACAAUGUGAUGUUUACAGCAAUGCCUCCACUGACUCUUGGAAUAUUUGAGAGAUCCUGCCGAAAAGAAAACAUGCUGAAAUAUCCUGAGUUAUACAAGACUUCCCAAAAUGCACUGGACUUCAAUACCAAGGUUUUCUGGGUACAUUGUUUAAAUGGCCUCUUCCACUCAUUCAUUCUGUUUUGGUUUCCACUGAAAGCCCUCCAGCAUGGCACUGUAUUUGGUAAUGGUAAAACUUCAGAUUAUCUGCUCUUGGGAAACACCGUUUAUACUUUUGUGGUUCUAACUGUAUGUUUGAAGGCUGGAUUAGAGACCUCGUAUUGGACUUUGUUCAGCCAUAUAGCUAUCUGGGGCAGCAUAGCACUCUGGAUAGUGUUUUUUGGAAUCUACUCUUCUUUGUGGCCAGUCAUUCCUAUGGCACCCGAUAUGUCAGGAGAGGCAGCUAUGAUGUUCAGCUCUGGAGUGUUUUGGAUGGGACUUUUAUGUAUUCCCAUGACAGCUUUGCUUUUUGAUGUAGUAUACAAAGUAGUAAAAAGAGCUACUUUUAAGACACUGGUAGAUGAAGUUCAGGAAUUAGAAGCAAAGUCUGAGGAUCCUGGGGCAGUUGUACAUGGCAAGAGCUUAACUGAAAGAGCCCAACUACUGAAGAAUGUUUUUAAGAAGAACCAUGUGAACCUGUAUCGCUCUGAUUCUCUGCAGCAAAACUUGCUCCACGGCUACGCUUUCUCUCAAGAUGAAAAUGGAAUUGUUUCCCAAUCUGAAGUAAUACGAGCUUAUGAUACCACAAAACAAAGGCCUGAGGAAUGGUGAAAGAACACACUUCAAUAUUCAGGCCUUAUAAAUUGCUUUUGUGAGACAGACUACUAGAUCUUUGCUGGGAGCUGCGACCAUAGCCCAAUUAUCAGCAAUUUUAAGAUCUGUGAUGGUCUUAUUCCAUACAGUUUGGAUUUGUGUAUUCAGUAGACAUAAGCACUGUGCAACUAUACUGUAAACACGACAUCUCUAAAUUUUUUUACCGGGUAUUCGCUUAGCCUUUGUAAACAGAUUGGAAUUUACCUUAUAUCUUGCCAGCUUGCUUAUUUUACAAUGAAAUUGAAUCAAUACUGGUUAUAUACUUGGAAGGUAAUGGUCAGAUUGCUAAACAUACUUUACAUUGACAGACCAUUAGCACCUGUGAAGAUUUUUAAGUGGCAAUGUAUUUAAAUACAGUUGAUAACAAGCCUUCGAUUUCAACAAGUGCUGAAAAAAUAGUAUCUUAAUGGUGUUCACUCACCUUCUUUAAGAAAGAUUUUGAGUCAAAGAUGUUUAUAGUUGUUUGUGUCAAACUAGCCUAAAAACGCUUGCCAAAGAAGUUCCAUAAAUUUUUUCUGUUGUCAGAAAUACUUUGAAAGGAAAUGAACUCCAGUCCUGAUCUCAGAACUGCAUGCUUGAGUCUUUGCACUUGCAGAGAAGGAUUUACAGUGCAGCGCAUCUAAUGUGAGUGGCCUUGAUGGCAUUUGCUUUCAAAAGUGCAAGUAUUGCACCCAUGGCCUUAUAGAAUUUUUUCCCUUAUUUUCAUCUAGUAGUGCAUAUGUUGAAAAUGGCUGCCACCUUGUAAAAUUGAGUACACAUUUUGUUCAAACUGUAAAGAAUUGCACUGCCUUACUUCCCCUAUCAAACCUUAAUUUUUUUUCGAUUUCAUUUGAUAGUCGUAUCUGCUUAUACAGUAGGUUCAGUGGCAAGUUUGUUAAUUUAUUUUUAAAAAUUAGUCACAUUUUCAAUCUUUUUAUACUAAAAUAAUGCAUACAUUGAAAUACAGAGCAAAGCAUGCCCUGCAGUAGUGUGUGGCAUGUACUGUUUUAUUUGUGCUGAAGCUACUUCCUAUAAAGAUCUGAAAUAACAUUUCAGCAGUCUCUUUCAAAAACACUGAUCAUGCAAAAUACCUAUACGUGCACCUUUAAUUAAAAGCAGAGAGGAAGUGACUGCAGAGAAAGAUACACUUAUGGUUUUUAUUUAAAAAAAGGAUAAUAAAAAAUUUUAAAAAAGAUGGAAGGGAAGGGGAGCUAAAUUAAAAGUCUCAUAGUAAGAAUAUGGUGAUAAUAGUGUUUUUAGGUAGUUGUAGUUGGCAUUUCUCAGCCUGCCUCUCAGUGGCCAUCAGGAUUCAAACAAUAAAAAGCUUUUUUAACUUUCAGAGUUUAGUUAAAUCUUGUAGCUUUUCUGAUUUUAAAUGACAUCAUAAUUACAUCUAGAAUACAUUUUUCCAUAGAAACAGGCACUUUUGUUUUUAAUUAAAUUUCAGUGCAUUGUACAGAACUGAUACUUUUUUCCCUUGAAUGGAGAUCAGCUAAAAGGAAAUGCAGAACAAUGACAUCCUUAAUGAUCUGCUAGAUUAAGAAUUUCCUCUUGCUCUCCAGUUCGGCCAGUUUCAACUUACAAGCAACAGGCCAUAUAUUUGCAUCUCUUCUCUCCUGUCCUCAGUAAGUUUUAGAAAAUCUUAUAAUAUCACUUACUAGAGGUGAUUUCAUCUGUCUGCCUUUCACCUGACACUUAACAUGUAACUUCAUUGCACUGUUCAGUUUCCUUGUGCUCCGUUCUAAAAGAAGCUUACAAAUACAAAACAGAACCCCAAUAACAAAAACGAUACGAAAGUACAUAUUUCAGAAGGCGUAUCAGUGGAAGGCAGUCUGCAUUUCAUAUGCAUGUUAUGCAGUGUCUUCCUCCCAUUUUCUCAGAGUGAUCUCUAAACAGAAGAGAAAACAAGACACAGGGACAAAGGGGACGUAUCCCACUAGAAACAGUACUGCCAGUCAGUCAUGCAGACAAGAACUGCCUUCAGAAAAGCCAUUUCAGGCAGAGAUAAAUAGAUGGAUCAAUAUGGGAGGGGCAAAUCACUUGACCUGAGGCAGGAAGAAAAAAUUUGGGGGCAUGGCCCUUUCCUGAAACAGGGAUCCCUCUUUUCUGUCACCAAAUGGACAAUGGCCAACUUGAAAACAUUUCUGAAAUUAACCAUGAUACUGUUUUUCUUUUAUAAAUGUCCCAAUCCAUCCAUUCUUUCAUUCUAACUUUUAUGAUUUUUCUGCUCUGGGUGGUUUAUUUACGGGUUUUGCAGAAAUUACAUGAGCACUAUAAAUUUGUUGUGAUAUAUUGUGAUAGUUAUUCUUCAUAUUUAAAAUAAAGUGUUGCCCCAGUGUAGAAGCUUGUUGAAAAUGACACACAGCAUAACCCCCAUUUAUCUGUAUUUAAAAAGUAACUGAAACAGCUCUAAAUUAGACUGUAAUUUAAGUUUUUUAAGAGUCUUGUCACUGUUUCAUAUUUAACAUCUUUACAGAAUUCAAAUUUCACGAAGUAUGUUUUUCACUUUAUUGUAGUGUUUUUCUUUUUUCUCUAUACUUUUCCCACGUGCUGCAUCUUAUGUAUUGUCUGAAAUUAGUGGUAGGAAGAUUCUGCUUCGUAGAGUCAGUAAAAAAAAAAUGUGACAAUUCUAACCAUGUUUUGUUUUUUUUUUACAUUUGUGUACAACUGCAUUCUAAAAUAUGAGAUCAACCUAUCUAUGUGUGCCCACUUUUUAAAUCAGAUCAAGAAUACAAGAUGCACUUUAUUUUCCUGUUAAGUACACAGUAAAGUGGUCUGUUAUCGUCUGAUUUGUUCAUCCUGUCUUUGUUAAUGUAAGGGGAUUGUGCAGAUGUUUGUUAAAUAUAUAUACAUAGAUAUAUAAGUGAUUCAAAAGAGUAACUGGAAACAAUUUUAACAAACUUAUUGCUAACUUGUAUUUGGAAACUUUUCUUGCCAGUUCCUAAUUUUACACUUAUUUUUGCAAGGCAGUUUCAACAGAUUUAUACUUGAUCAUCAUUCUAUUUGUAUAAAAAAGAUAAAAUAUUUUGAAACAAUAAGAGAUGAAAAUUCCUAUAUGCCCACAUCCAUUCAUAAAAUCCCCUGUAUCACAGAGAUGCGUAUAAAGUGUCUUAGGGCUUUUCGUUACAUUUAAACCCAUCUUGAAUGAGUAGUGAUUUGGAACGUGUUAAAUUUAAGGAGAGAAGUUAUUUUCCUGUUUUCUUCUGUGUUGUGUAAAAGCACUUGUAGUUCUGAUGAAUUUGUCAUUUUGUCUGCAUGAAGUGAUAUUUUUUCAGUGUUCUGAGGCAAUGCAUGGUGGUUGCUCUGCCCUCAUUUUUACUGCCUUCGUUAAAAGUCUCCUCAUAGUAUAGCCAGAAGCUAGCGCUGUGUAAGCAAAUGAGUUUGUCGUUUCCAUUUUCUUGGUACUGAAUGUUUUCACUGGUAGCAAACUCAACAAAUGAGUGGCUCCUUCGCCCCCCACCCUCGCUCCCCCAGUUUGUUCGCUGUUAACCAAUAGAUCUUCAUUAAACAAAGGAAUAUUUUAGCAUUCCAAACCUGGUUCCUGCUUAUGCAAGCCGUUACUCACAUAAGCUUCAAUUGGGCUGCUCGUAAGUAUGAGGGCUGCUCAGCUGAGUAACGGCGUGCAGAGUUGGGCACGUAGGAGGGUUGGUACUUUUGGAGGAUUGCUUAAAUGAAAGCAUUUCCCUAAAUAGUAAUUUGUAAUUGCAAAGCUGUGACCAGAAUAAGUUUUGGGGUUUUUUUUAAGUUAUAUUUUAUUGUGUUUCUUCACUGUAGAACUGAAGCCAUAAAUGCACUGAUAUUGCUUUUUAAUACUUCAACUUAAUUUUCCAUUAAGAUUUUCAGUGUUUGAUAUGUAUGAACUGCUGCAGAAAGUGGUCGCUGUGUACAAGCAAAAUCUGCAUUCGAGGCAAAGUGAGGUUUUACAGCCCCACUGAGCCAUUACUGCUGAAACUGUUGUGGAAACUAUGAAGCUGCAUGAACGAAGACUUCUUGAAUCGGUGUUUAUGGUAGUUUCUCAGGUUUCGUUUUAACUGGAUGUUAAAUGCACUGUGUUUUAUAGUUAUUCUCUUUUAGUAACACAUUUGGUUCUAUGCAGUGUUACAUGUCAUUUAGCAUUUGGUGAAUGUGCAUGUUUUGAACUGCAAAUUUUAAAUGUUUUGUCUUUUAAUUGUUAAAAAAUAAUAAACUUUGCCAUUAAUGAA